This is a messenger RNA of Myxocyprinus asiaticus (Chinese sucker), 4375 nucleotides long. Its product is annotated as zinc finger and BTB domain-containing protein 11-like. The transcript has 10 exons. Gene Ontology annotation, biological process: negative regulation of transcription by RNA polymerase II; regulation of cytokine production; regulation of immune system process. Lineage: Eukaryota; Metazoa; Chordata; Actinopteri; Cypriniformes; Catostomidae. Gene Ontology annotation, molecular function: protein binding. The record is from RefSeq and is a predicted model, not a curated record. Bases 228 to 3692 code for a protein of 1154 amino acids.
UUGUGCAGCAGCCAUUUUGUCUGUUCGUGCAAGUCCACCCCGCACGGUCAAGAACUGACGUUCCCCCUUGGAAAACAUUUAAGAAAUAUCACACUUGAUACUUUUAUGUGUCCUCUAUGGAAGUGGAAACGGGCUGAAAAAAUACUUUAUUGAAUUCUACCUUCGUGAAUACUUUUUUUUGGCUCGUGUGUCUUGCUUUUGUUAAGUGAGCGUCAUUAAUCGGGGUAAUGUCGAGCGAGGAGAGUUAUUUAGCCAUCCAGCGCUAUUUGACCGAUGAACGUGAGCCUUACGCACCGGGAACGCACGGCAACACAAAGAGAAAGAUCCGCAAAGCAGCCGCAUGUUAUAUAGUGCGCAAUGGGAUUCUUUAUUAUCAGAGGCGGCAGAAAGGCCUGAAUGAAUUCACGGAGUUGGAAGUAGUGCUGCAGGCCGAGCGGCGGAAGGAACUGAUCACGGAGGCGCACAUCACGUCCGGAGGGGAACAUCUCAACCAGCAGCACACAUGGGAGAUCAUCUCUCAGAAAUACUGGUGGAGAGGUGUGCUAAAGCAGGUGAAGGAUUGCAUCAAGGAGUGCAGUCAUUGCCAAAGCAAGCAGGAGAGGGGCAGAGGCAAUUCUGAGAAUACCACGAAACAAGCAGCUGCCCGACAAGCGAGACGAAAGAUCUCUGUCGACGAUGAUGAUGAUGAUGAUGAUGAUGAUGAGGCAAAUGAUGAUUUGGAAGGGGAACUGUCCAGUGGAGGGGAUAAACACGAACUGGUAUUUGUGGACAGUAAAGGAAUUGUCAAGCAGUUUUUACCAAAGCACGGACAGACCAUGCUGGACAAGCUAAAUCAGCAGCGACUCAAUAACGAGUUCUGCGAUAUCACCCUGCUCAUUGAGGGCGAGGAGCAUCGUGCACAUAAAGCUGUCCUGGCCUCCUGCAGUGAAUACUUCUAUGAGCUCUUUGUGGAGAAGGGUGCUGUGGCCAGUCAUGAAGCUGUGGUUGAUCUCUCUGGCUUCAGCAAAGCCAGUUUUCUGCCGUUGCUGGAUUUUGCAUACACCUCCAAUCUGACCUUCAACUUUUGUGGGAUGGCGGAGGUGGCCACACUGGCACGGCACCUAUUGAUGGCUGAAGUGCUUCAGAUCUGUGAGUCUGUUCACAAGAAAGUGGAGGCGCAAAAGCUUAUGGUAUACCAGAGAGGAGAAGCCCACACUGUGGUGGCCAAUCAGGCGCCUCAGCCCCAUCAGCCAAUCACGUCCACUAAUUCGGAAACAUACGUGGUAAGUUUGCAGAGUGAUGGCCAGGCUUUUACCCACACUGGGCCACCUGAGGCAGGACAGUCUCUGGCUGUAAUCACAAGUGAAGAUGGGACAGCCGAAUCGCUGGCAUUGCUCGCUGGUGCAACCAUAGAUGGAGAGACAAUGACUGUGGUUACUCACAGUGGACAGGCUGGCUCUGCUGAGUCUCUUGCUAUGGUGGCCCACAGUGGCCAGGCAGAGGCAGAUGAGACCAUGACUUUGGUCACUCACUCUGGGCAGGCAGGCUCAGGAGAGUCCCUAGCUGUAGUUCAGGCCUGUUGGUCUGUGGAGGAACCACAGGUUGGUUACACUCCUAUUGUAGAGAGCAUGCAACCAGGAGCCUUUCUCAUUAGUGUGGAUCCUGGUGAAGCAGACUCUUCUGAGGUAGUGCAUUUAGCCGCAGCAGCGUCAACUGCUGUUCAGGCUGAGCCUCAGGCUGCAGAGCCCACACAUCAACCUGAGUCAGUUGCACCACCACAGCCAGCCCCUGCACCACUCAAACGGAGGCCAGGAAGACCACCUAAAGUGAAACAACAUGAACCUCUUCUGCCCCCUCCAGAGGUGGAACCUGUGGAAAUAGAGGGGGAAGAGGAUGGAUCUGCUGCAUAUGAAGAGAAAAAAGAGGAGCUGGAAAGCAUUGAUCCCAACAGGAGGUACCUGAGAAAACGAUCUAUGAAGGAAGGAGGGUAUAUUCGUCUUCACAUGGGACUUGAGACUGAGGAGGAAGAGAACAGCACCUCACCCCCUAUGAAGAUACCUCAAAAGGUUGCCAGGAGAGGUCGAAUGGUUCUGUCUGUGAAGAAGACUCCAGGUGAGUUUUCAGAGACAAACAUGGACUCUUCUCCUGAUGGAGAAGCAACUGGAGCAGAGGAGCCGGAGUCUGGUGCAACCAACCCAGAGUCUAUUAAGGAGGGGACACUGCAGGGAGACGCAGGAGGAGCAGUGGAGGAAGAGCACACGUGUAAUGAGUGUGGCAUGGUGUUCCAGAGACGGUAUGCCCUCAUUAUGCACGCUCUGAAACACGAGAAGGCUCGCAGCUUCAAGUGCAGUAUUUGCAAUAAGGAGUUCCAGUAUGCAGCCUCGCUCCGUGCGCAUUUGGCUCGGCACAAGCAUCAGAAUACACAAAGAGCCAGUAUGACACGAGCCACAGAAGAUUCUCCGGGAUCAGAAGAUCAGGCAAAGUACCGCACCAAGCGGGAGUUUGUGUGCGACAUUUGUGGCAAGACACUGCCCAAGCUGUACUCCCUUCGCAUUCAUAUGCUGAGCCACACAGGCGUAAGGCCGCACUCCUGCAAGGUUUGUGGGAAGAGCUUUGCCACCAAGCACAACCUGAAGAUGCACCGGCUGCUGCACGACACCCUUAAGAGAUUUCAGUGCACUGUCUGUGAAAAGUCUUUUGUCACCAAGAGAAGCCUGGAGGAGCAUACAAGCAUUCAUACAGGUGAAUCAAAGUACUUAUGCACAACCUGUGGAGCGUCCUUUCACCGUGCAUCUGGACUGAGCAAACACCUCAAGAAACAUCUACCCAAACCUGAAGUUCGCUCAUUCCACUGUACUCACUGUGAUAAGAGUUUCUUUGAAGCGAAAGACCUGCAGCAGCACAUGAAUAAGCAUUUAGGACUGAAGCCUUUCCAGUGCCAGGUCUGUGGGAAAUGCUACAGCUGGAAGAAAGACUGGUACUCCCACGUCAAAUCGCACACUGUUGCAGAGCCCUUCAGGUGUAAUGUGUGUGGGAAGGAGUUCUUUGAAAAGGCCCUGUUCAGACGGCAUGUCAAGAAAGCCACUCAUGGAAAGAAGGGCAGAAUAAAGCAGAACUUGGAGAGGGAGUGUGAACACUGUGGGAGGAAGUUCACACAGCUCAGAGAGUACCGCCGGCACAUUAACAAUCACCAGGGAGUGAAGCCCUUUGAGUGUCUGACCUGUGGAGUGGCAUGGGCUGAUGCCCGUUCACUGAAGCGCCAUGUUCGCACUCACACAGGCGAGCGCCCUUACGUCUGCCCAUUGUGCCAGGAGGCCCACAUAGAUGCCCGAACACUGCGGAAGCACAUCACCAAGUUCCAUGGUGACCAGUUGCCUGGCAAGAUCAUGCUAGAGAAAGACACACUGCAGUUCCAUAAUCAAGGAACGCAGGUGGAGCAUGCCGUCAGCAUCCUCAAUCCAGAACUGCCACCUGAGCUCCAACCUCCACAGCCUCCCCACACAGAGGAAAUAGAGACCGUGCUCAUCACUGAAGAAACCGUGGAGGCCGUGCAGGCUGUGAGCGAUGCCAAUGUGACCACAUUGUCAGAUCAGAGUAUUAUGCAGGUGGUGAAUUACGUCUUGGCACAGCAGGCUGUAGUCAAGGUGGAUGAUGGACCAGAGAUCAUCCAGACCAUGGAAGUGGAGGUGGCCCAUGUGGCAGAGGUGGAGUGAAACAUCAGUGCACAGAUGUGGGUGGAUGGAGGUUUUGUGGAUUGGCUUUUUAGCCUCUGAUGGUGACUGCAUCAUGCCCAAUUGAUGCUGACCUGGCAGUAAAAAUAAUAUGACUGGAAAUAAGGGCAGGCUUAUUCUUUUUUUGUUGUGUCAUGUGCACACUAUGAAAUGUAUAAAAGUGCUCAUUUAUCUUUGUUGUAAAAUGUCAUUUAAAUUUCACUCAAAGGACUCUUGAGUUUGUUGGCAUCACCCUCCUCAGCUUGAGUGUAAGAGAGUGUGUGUGUGUGUGUGUGUGUGCGCAUGUGCAUCUGCACAUGAUGUGAAUGCAUGAAAGUGCUUGACUUGCAUUAUGGUAAACUUGUGUGUACAUGUGUUCAUAAACAGGAAUAAUUUGCAUUGUAAUAGUCACAAUCUAUCAUACAACAAACAGUUAAAAUCCAAUGUAAACAUUUGGCUUUUUGUAACCAGUUUAAGUUUUCUGUGCAUAAAGGCUGAGUGUGAUUUUCUUUUUUCCCCUUUGCAAAGCUGAAAUAUAGGCUCCUACAGGCUUAACAACGGAGUUAUAGGCUAUUUUUCUGUAGUCUAGUGUGGUACCUCUUAAGUCCCAAGUGAGUACUAUAGCAGCAGAAAUGACAACCAAAUAAAAAGAAAACUCCCUGUCAGCAGGGAUGCACCAUGUGCUA